AUGCCCCAAGGCAAGCGUAAGUAUUCUCGGUGCGAUCCCAAGGUGUUGGGGUCUAAGGACCUGAAAAAGAUACAAAAGCUUGUUCACCACUUGAGUGAUGAAGAGGAUGAAUGUAAAAAUUCGUCUACUAAUCCUGAACAUGAUCCUGAGGUAUAUUUUGAGCUUUGCAUAACAGUUUUUCAGGAUGUUGAUGAGCUUACUCAGGAGUGGAAAAAUUUUUAUAAACCUGGUGCGGCAGAUGACGAUGACUACCUGAUUAAGUAUCAAAGCAACCUGAAAUCAUGUCAUUCAGAGGUCUCUGAAGCUAUGUCUCAAUUUGCUGGCAGCCUUCCGGGUGACUUGGAGGCUUUCGAUGAGUCUGCUGAUUUGGAGGAUCUCCCUGUUGAAAUUCAAGACCACUUAAGAUUGCUGACUGAUGUAUUGAAGCAUUAUCGUAGCGGGCCACUUCCGAAGACCGUAAAGAUGCUUCCACACUUGCCAGGAUGGGCGAAUAUUUUGAAAAUUCUGAAUCCACUUCAGUGGACAGUGCAUGCUUACCAGAGAGUAGUCAAAGUCUUCGCUUCAAAAGGAGGAGAACAAGCCCUGGUGUAA
Protopolystoma xenopodis is the source of this 591-nucleotide messenger RNA. The record is from the annotation of a GenBank genome assembly. NCBI's taxonomy places the organism in Eukaryota, Metazoa, Platyhelminthes, Monogenea, Polystomatidea, Polystomatidae.